This is a messenger RNA of Xiphophorus hellerii (green swordtail), 2822 nucleotides long. RefSeq names its product probable assembly chaperone of rpl4. The record is from RefSeq and is a predicted model, not a curated record. Gene Ontology annotation, molecular function: protein binding; phosphatidylinositol binding. Lineage: Eukaryota; Metazoa; Chordata; Actinopteri; Cyprinodontiformes; Poeciliidae. Gene Ontology annotation, biological process: determination of ventral identity. Bases 178 to 1416 code for a protein of 412 amino acids. The transcript is spliced from 11 exons. Gene Ontology annotation, cellular component: membrane.
UCCCUAUUGCCUCGUCAAGUCGCAAAUGGGGCGCACCCAGCUUCAGCAACUUACCGCAUGCGUGUUGCAUGCCGCCUGCUGUUCAGAGUUCUUUAGCAUGCGUGGAGUAUAUUUGGGAAAAGCUUUUUAUUAAGGGGCAAAAUUUAUUGUAAAGAGUAACGAGCGUUAUUUAUCAGUAUGGGAGGUCAGGCUAAGAACAAGAAGAAAAAUAAACCCAAGAGGAAGGACAACCGUCAAAACAGGGAUGGAGGAUUUGUUGAUUUGUCACCUCAAGAAAGGAUGAAAGUAAGAAUGCACGAGAAAGCCAAGAAGAAGACAGCUGAAAAGUACUCAGUACAGCAACUACUAGAUAAGACUCAGGAGUACAUGGACAGUUUUGACUUUGACAUGGCCAAAGCUUUCUGUCAGAGAGCUUUGGAUGUGGACUCCAACAACCUACAAGCUCUUGACAUGCUGGGACACAUUUGCUCUGAAUUAGGAGACAUGCAGAAAGCUAAAUCAGUGUUUCUCCGUGCAAUAGACCUGAGCCCGGAUGUUGGUCAUAGCAAAUACAUGUAUCUGGGACAAAUUCACUCCGGCCAGGAGGCUGUGGACUACUACACAAGAGGAACACAAGUUCUUCUAUCAGUUCUAGAGAAGCAGGAAACAGAGGCUGGAGCCGCUGGAACAACGGAUGAGAACGACGAGGUCCCUUCAAGGAAGGAUGUCAGCGUGGCCUACUGCUCCCUGGCGGAGAUCUACUUAACAGACCUCUGCAUGGAGGAGGGAGCUGCAGACAAGUGCCGAGAGUUCAUUGAAAAAGCUUUACAGUAUCACCAUGACAACCCGGAGGCUCUCCAGCUUAUGGCCAGUUACCUGUUUAGUACAGAGAGAAACCAGGAAGGGAAGGAAUACCUGUUGAAAAGUGUUGGGAUGUGGUUACCUGCGCAGAAGCAAAGUGCAGCUUCCUCCACGACAGAAGAAGAAACACAGAAUGAAAUCCCUCCGUACGAGUCUCGCAUCACCACAGCCAAACUGCUUAUCGAGUCAGAGGAGUAUGAGAUGGCGGUAGAUGUAUUGGAGGGUCUUCUGGAAGAAGAUGAUGAAGUUGUUCAGGUUUGGUAUCUGUCCGGCUGGGUGUGCUACCUCCAGUGGGAAAAAGCAAAACAACACCAAGAAAGAGAAGAAAGUGAGGCAUUGGAGGAGAAUGAGGAGUGGAAGACUUUACAGGAUGCUGCAAGGUCAUAUUUGACUAAUGCUAAAAAGCUGUACAGUAAGCUGCGAUGCGACGACCAGCCGAUGCUGGAUCAUGCAGAACAGCUGCUGGGCGAACUGGGAGGAGAAAUCGAGGAAGAAGACGAAGACCCAGCUGUGGACGACGACUACGAACCUUGCAGUGACAAUGAAGAGGAAGUAGAGGCCCCAAUGGAGCACUGACUGCACCCCAUCAUGUUUUCCUUGAGUUUUUGUGCUCUCUUCAAAGUGCCUUUUUGUACUGGCUUUUCAAAGAUUAAAUUGAUUUGCACAAACAGAGCGGUAUUAAAAAUCUACUCAAUCUCUUUCAGUUAAGUUGCUAAAUGCUUUUGUCGAAAUAAGUGCAUACUUGAGUAAUGCUUCCCCUAAUCUUCUUGACAGAUGCCAAUGAAAGAAAUUAGUUUUUAGAGGUUUAAUUCUCAUCAGCAGCCCUUGAAUGCUUUACCUUCACUGCACACCCACACAGUUUUGUACGAGCGGGAAUGUAACGCACGUACACAAAACAAAAGCACAAAAGAAGCAUGUUAAUUACUCUAUCCUUUUUUCCUCAGCACAACAAGCAGAACUGCUUUUCCCUCUAAGCAUUGUCAGAGAAACCCAGUUAUUAACACUUCAUGCUAUUUUUACAUGCGCUGUGAUUUUAAUGCCUAGUGUUUAUGUAAAUGCUUGAUUUUUUAUGGUAUUCAUUAUGCUUCAUGUGUCUCUUUUUUUUUUUUUUUCAUAUUUGGGGGGUUAAACUCAGAGACUUAAGACAAUAGAGUGAAUCUGACAUUAACUCAUGCAGAGUACUUCUCUCGCUCGCUCUGUUGCCGCUCGAGUGUUCAAAGUGACUUGCAUAACCGAGAAACGAGCAACUGACUUUUUAACACAAGUCUUCACAUAACGUCCUUUUAAUAGUCCCACAGUGUUAAGGACAUAAAAGCCUGGGUCUGUGCAUUGUGGCAUACAAUUAUUUCCUACAAUGUAUGAAAUAUGUAGUGCAGCACCAUGUAAAGGCUUAGUUCUAUAAAUACGUUUGCUGUUUGUGGCCAAAGGUGUUUGAGAAUGUCUUUGGCCCCAGCAGCUCUAAAGCAAGUAUUGACUGUGUACCAAUUUACUCUUUCAGCACAGAGAAAUUAGUCUGAAAUGUUUUCAAAUCUCUACUAUAAGCUGUACAGCCACUUCUGGCUUCAAAUCUAAAAGAUAAAUGAGAACAAUUGCCUUUGCUCUAUUUAGACCUAAAAUAUAUUGACUACACAAUUUAAUUAGUAUCUGUUUAAACUCAAAUUUAACAAGACUAGAUUAGAUUUUGAUACAAUUCUUGUCUUGACUAUUUUGUACUUAUAAUGCAAUUCUGGUGCAAGAAAGCAUUUCCAAACAAUGCAUUCAACGUUUGAAGUUAUGAUGUGACAAACGGAAUGGAGAAACAUUUCUUAGGCGCUGUGUGUAUUUGGUCACUGGACUUCAGAAUGCUAAAAGAACAGUCACAUAUUAUGUAAGGUAACAUGAGACACUGCUCACAAAAACCUGUUAAAAGGCUAUGAAAGCAGAUUCAUAAAAGUAUUAAAAUGCAAACUAUAAAAUGUGUCAAGAUUGAUGAAAAUGAUCCA